GACAAGUUGCACCACGUAGAAUCACUGCAGGAGAGAAUCACUGCAGACCUCUCACCAUGCCCGUGCAAGUCUGGUGGCGCCACCCGUAUUAAGUGCGUUUGGAUGUGUCCAUGCCCCGGCCGCCCCCAUAUAUCGCGCUCCAACAAAGCCACGGCCGAACAAGCCAAAGGCAAAAGGAUAGAGGAGGAGGAGGAGGAGGAAGCAAAAGGAUAGAAGGCAGAGCCGAAGCCAAAGACGAUGGAGGGCGCGCCAUGCAACGUCGAGCCGCGACGCCGCCUGCGGUGGCGGGGGCUCGGUCGCCGGCGCAGGAAGGUCCUGGUCGUCCGGCUCGGCGGCGGUGGCAGGGGAAUCCUGCGGCGGCUCCGGCUGCGGUGGCUCCGGCGCGCGGCCCGCAGGCUGGCCGCGAUCUACAUGGCGGCGCUGGUGGGCCCGCCUGGCGCGUCGUCGUCGUCGACGUGCCCGCCGUGGAUCGGCCUGGAGCCGUGCUUCGCCACGCCGUUCGUGGCCAGCACCUGGCCGUGCUGGUGAAGCGCCGGCGCCGCCGUGCCAGGCUCUCAGGCGGCGGCGGCGGCGGAGCAGGUGACCAAGGACGUACGACUCUCCUGGAGACAUGAGAACGUGCGGCUUUGGUGCAACAACCAGUCAAGAGCUAGCAGUAGUGAUAUCCAUGGCGUCCGCAUCAGUUGCAUGCAUACAAGAGUACGAGACACCCUUCUUUUAAUUAUCAGUAGUUCUUCUUCUUGUUCCUCCCCCACCCCACCCCCCACCCCCGCUUCUUUUUUUCUUUUGUUUUAGAAGCAAAGAAAAGGUAAUAACAAUCUAAUGUGUUCUUCAUUUCUAAUUCCCCUUUUGACCAUCGGCGAUCUGUGGGUUCACUAGCUCCUUCUCUGUUUCUUGAAUCGAAGUAUUGCCCGUU
Phragmites australis (common reed) is the source of this 916-nucleotide messenger RNA. RefSeq lists its product as uncharacterized. The transcript has a single exon. NCBI's taxonomy places the organism in Eukaryota, Viridiplantae, Streptophyta, Magnoliopsida, Poales, Poaceae. The record is from RefSeq and is a predicted model, not a curated record. The coding region runs from base 238 to 528 and encodes 96 amino acids.